This is a messenger RNA of Suncus etruscus (white-toothed pygmy shrew), 1607 nucleotides long. RefSeq names its product coenzyme Q8B (gene COQ8B). NCBI's taxonomy places the organism in Eukaryota, Metazoa, Chordata, Mammalia, Eulipotyphla, Soricidae. The record is from RefSeq and is a predicted model, not a curated record. Gene Ontology annotation, molecular function: kinase activity. Gene Ontology annotation, biological process: ubiquinone biosynthetic process. The coding region runs from base 30 to 1592 and encodes 520 amino acids. Gene Ontology annotation, cellular component: extrinsic component of mitochondrial inner membrane. The transcript has 15 exons.
GGAGGAAUGUGGGAGCCUAGCAACGGGCAAUGUGGCCCGAGCUUGGGGCCCUGUUGGGGGGCACCAGUGGACAGCUGGGCCGCACUGUUUUUCAACCCUGGGGAGGCCUGGGACCCUGGCUCAAACUGAGGGACCCAUGUCGGGGUGCUUGGGCCCACACAUUUCGUCAGGAUAGUCCUAGCAGUGGCCUGGGUGAGGAGGACAUUCGCAGGGCAAGAGAGGCCCGGCACAGGAAGACUCCCACCCGGCCCCAGCUGAGUGGUCAGUCUCGAGAACGCAAGGUGCCAGCUUCCCGCGUCAGCCGCUUGGCCAACUUUGGGGGACUGGCUGUGGGCCUGGGGCUGGGAGCACUGACCGAACUGGCCAAGAAGUCCCUGCCAGGAGGAGCCUCGCAAGCAGGUUCCAGCCUUUUCCUGUCAGAGGCCAACGCCGAGCGGAUCGUGCAGACCUUAUGUACCGUCCGAGGAGCGGCCCUGAAAAUCGGCCAGAUGCUCAGCAUCCAGGACAACAACCUCCUGAGCCCCCAGCUGAAGCGCAUCUUUGAACGCGUCCGCCAGAGUGCCGACUUCAUGCCCCGCUGGCAGAUGCUGAAAGUUCUUGAAGAGGAACUGGGCCAUGACUGGCAGACCAAGUUGGCCUCCCUGGAAGAAGUGCCAUUUGCUGCUGCCUCCAUCGGGCAAGUGCACCAGGGUGUGCUGAAGGAUGGGACAGAGGUGGCCUUGAAGAUCCAGUACCCGGGUGUGGCCCAGAGUAUCCAGAGUGAUGUCCAGAACCUUAUGGCUGUGCUAAAGAUGAGCAUGGCCCUGCCUGAAGGCCUGUUUGCGGAGCAGAGCCUGCAGGCCCUGCAGAAGGAGCUGGCCUGGGAAUGCGACUACCAGCGCGAGGCGUCCUGUGCCAGGAAAUUCCGGCAGCUGCUGGCCGAUGACCCCUUCUUCCGGGUACCAGCCGUGAUUCAGGAGCUGUGCACAAAGCGGGUGCUGGGCAUGGAGCUGGCAGGAGGGGUCCCCCUGGACCAGUGUCAGGGUCUCAGCCAGGACAUCCGAAACCAGAUCUGCUUCCAGCUACUGAGGCUGUGCCUGCAAGAGCUGUUUGAGUUUCGCUUCAUGCAGACUGACCCCAACUGGGCCAACUUCCUGUACGACGCCUCCAGCCACAAGGUGACCCUGCUGGACUUUGGUGCAAGCCGGGAGUUUGGAACUGAAUUCACAGACCAUUACAUCGAGGUGGUGAUGGCCGCAGCCAAUGGAGACAGAGACCGAGUCCUGCAGAAGUCUCAGGACCUCAAAUUCCUCACGGGCUUUGAGACCAAGGCAUUCUCCAACGCCCACGUGGAGGCGGUGAUGAUUCUGGGGGAGCCCUUUGCCUCGCAGGAACCCUACGACUUCGGGGCUGGCGACACCGCCCUCCGGGUGCAGGGCCUCAUCCCCGUUCUGCUUCGGCACCGCCUCCGCCCGCCCCCGGAGGAGACCUACGCGCUGCACCGCAAGCUGGCAGGGGCCUUCCUGGCCUGCGCCCACCUCCGGGCCCGCAUCGCCUGCCGGGACCUCUUCCAGGACACCUACCACCGCUACUGGGCCGGGCGCCAGGCCUGAGCCGCUGCCUGCAAG